Molecule: messenger RNA, 375 nt
Organism: Racocetra fulgida
Lineage: Eukaryota; Fungi; Glomeromycota; Glomeromycetes; Diversisporales; Gigasporaceae
Source: the annotation of a GenBank genome assembly
CUGACCAAUAUAAGAUGUGUUUUGCAUAUGAAUGGGAAAAAAGAUGGCAAAAAAGAUCAGAAAAGGUGUUGCGUAAAAUUGAAGCAAACUUUACAGAUAAUAAUAACAGAAAAUGCCAAAUUGUUGAGUCAGAAAUAGAUGUAUAUGUAAAUAAAUUAGAUAGGUAUGAUGAAUUUGAUAAUCUACUUCUUAAAACUUUACCAAAAAAAUUUUCAACUGAAAAUAAUAUGGAUUCAGAUAAUGUACCUGAAGAACUCCAAGGGCUUACAGAAAUUGAAGAGAUCUCCUUCAUUCAAAGAGUAUCUAGUUGUAGUCAAAAUAGCAUCGAAAUUGAAGAAAAUAAAGCUUUAGCUACGAAUGUUAUCAACUACCAAA